Pleuronectes platessa (European plaice) is the source of this 1637-nucleotide messenger RNA. It is a transcript of the gene slc7a8a, whose product is annotated as solute carrier family 7 member 8a. Gene Ontology annotation, cellular component: membrane. Lineage: Eukaryota; Metazoa; Chordata; Actinopteri; Pleuronectiformes; Pleuronectidae. Gene Ontology annotation, molecular function: L-amino acid transmembrane transporter activity; neutral L-amino acid transmembrane transporter activity. Bases 54 to 1637 code for a protein of 527 amino acids. The record is from RefSeq and is a predicted model, not a curated record. Gene Ontology annotation, biological process: neutral amino acid transport; amino acid transmembrane transport. The transcript is spliced from 11 exons.
AAGAAGACUGAAACACAUCCCCUCAAAGCGGUUUGACCAUCACAGCCACUAACAUGACGGACGGUCCCAGACAACGCGGCAGCACGGCGGGCUCCGCCAAGGAUGCUGCCGGAGACAACUCGUCCGAGGGAGGGGUCGAGCUCAAGAAGUCCAUCGGGCUUGUGAGCGCCUGUGGCAUCAUUGUUGGUAACAUCAUCGGCUCGGGUAUCUUCGUCAGUCCGAAGGGCGUGCUGGAGAACGCCAGCUCCGUGGGCGUGGCCCUGAUCGUCUGGAUCAUCACCGGCGUCAUCACCGCCAUCGGGGCGCUGUGCUACGCCGAGCUGGGCGUCACCAUCCCCAAGUCGGGAGGAGACUACUCCUACGUGAAGGACAUCUUCGGAGGCCUGGCCGGGUUCCUGCGUCUGUGGAUCGCCGUGCUGGUCAUCUACCCGACCAACCAGGCUGUGAUCGCGCUGACCUUCUCCAACUACGUCCUGCAGCCGCUGUUCCCCACCUGCUUCCCCCCGGAGAGCGGCCUGCGUCUGCUGGCUGCCGUCUGCCUCCUGCUGCUGACGUGGGUGAACUGCUCCAGUGUGCGAUGGGCGACCCGGGUGCAGGACAUCUUCACCGCCGGCAAGCUGCUGGCCCUCGCCCUCAUCAUCAUCAUGGGCAUCGUGCAGAUCUGCAAGGGAGAUUACUACUGGUUGGAGCCAGCCAACGCCUUCGAGCCCUUCCAGGAGUACGACGUGGGAUUGAUAGCCCUAGCCUUCCUACAAGGCUCCUUCGCCUACGGGGGCUGGAACUUCCUCAACUACGUCACGGAGGAGCUGGUGGACCCCUACGUGAACCUGCCCCGCGCCAUCUUCAUCUCCAUCCCCCUCGUGACCUUCGUCUACGUCUUCGCCAACAUCGCCUACGUCACGGCCAUGAGUCCUCAGGAGCUGCUCGCCUCCAACGCAGUGGCUGUGACGUUCGGUGAGAAGCUGCUGGGAGUCAUGUCGUGGAUCAUGCCCAUUUCUGUGGCUCUCUCCACCUUCGGGGGGGUCAACGGUUCCCUCUUCACAUCUUCAAGGUUGUUCUUUGCCGGAGCCAGAGAGGGUCACCUCCCCAGCCUGCUGGCCAUGAUUCACGUGAAACGCUGCACUCCCAUCCCGGCUCUGCUCUUCACCUGCCUGUCCACUCUACUCAUGCUGUGCACCAGUGACAUGUACACCCUCAUCAACUACGUGGGCUUCAUCAACUACCUCUUCUACGGAGUCACAGUCGCCGGGCAGAUCGUCCUGCGCUUCACACAGCCCGACAUGCACAGGCCGAUCAAGAUCAGCCUGAUUUGGCCGGUCAUCUACCUCGUGUUCUGGGCCUUCCUGCUCAUCUUCUCCCUGUACUCCGAGCCCCUGGUGUGCGGCAUCGGCCUCCUCAUCAUGCUGUCCGGCGUGCCCGUCUACUUCCUGGGAGUCUACUGGGACAAGAAGCCACAGUGCUUCCAUCGCCUUGUCGACAAGAUGACCUACCUGGGCCAGAAGUUUUGUGUGGUCGUGUAUCCGGCCAUGAGCAGCAGCGGCAGCAGCGGGAGCGGAGAGGAAGGAGAGGAAAUGAAGGAAGCCCUUGCUCCUCUGUCCAAGGAGGACGGGGACAACCACAAGUCAGCGGACUGCUAG